GCCACGCAUUUUGAGAAGUAGUCGGUUUCCGAUGAUGUUUUUGGUUAAAUUAGUAUCAGUUAUCAUAGAUUAGACAUAAACUUAACCAUCUGUUGACAUGAUUUGCGUUUUACUUCUAAAAUAAACAAGUUAUCGCAGUUUGAAAAGUUCACAACAAUUACCUCUCCAUGUUUGUUGCAAAUAAAAUGGAACGCAACAAUGUCUUUAUCCUCUGCAGAUGGGGACAAAGAGUUAUCGCUAUUCUCUUUUGUCGCUUGUUUUUUGCAUUUUUCAGCGACAAUUACAUUCCUUGUGUGGAUGUGGUUGUGACUCUUGACUUGCUCAGAACGAAAUCCAAACAAGCCACACCAAUCAGCUGUUCGUGCAGCUUGUAUACUCUCAAUACGGAGCAUCAUUAUCAUUGUUCGUUGUGGGACAUCGAUUUGUUUGUUGAGUAAAUACAUUUCUGGUUUCCAAAUCCUCGAUUUUGCUAAUACAACUAAUUCCAACAUGAGUCUUCAGAGUGAUGUACUCGUUUAUGAAUCGGCGGACGACUGUAUUCCAGUUUGCAGAUUGUGCUUGAGCGAGGAAUCACUGGAAGAAAUAUUUGAACAAGAGGACCUCGAUCUAUUGAUAUCCGAUUUCCUAACAAUUGUGAUUUCAAAAGAAGACACGAUCAGUCUAUCAGUUUGCGCUACCUGUCGAACACGGCUAAUCGAGUUCCGCGAAUUCAAGUGGCGUUGCCUCGAGGUCCAGGAAUUACUACAGGGAAAUCUGUACACAGUUCUGGAAGAUCAGGAGUGCUUGCUGGAAGGCAAUGAUGUUCAAGCCGCAACAAGGGAGGAGACUAUCGUGAAAGUUUUAGUGGAAGAAGUGGAAUCGGCAACAAUAGGUCCGAAUCAUCAGGAACUUGAACAGGAUAUUGUACCUACUAGGAAGAAGAAACGAAACCGAUUCAAACGGAUCGAAUACACAAAAUCUGGAAGAAAGCGAUAUGUAUACGAUCUAACGGAGAUCUACAACAGCCAACUGGUGGAAUGUUCCAUUUGUGGCAAAAUGAUUUCCAAAAUUCGCAUGGAAGGACACCAAAACAUGCACCAAGGUGUUCGACCUUUCAAAUGUGAACGUGGCUGCAACCAGAUGGAUUUCCACUGUCAGCAGCUCCGGUUGCACCACUAUCGGAAUGUACAUGACGGGGAACGACACGAGUGCGACGUAUGCCAUAAAUCGUAUCGAUCCCGGCGUAGCCUCAAUUACCACACGAAAGACGUCCACUCAGUGAAACCAUUCGCAUGUUCCGUCUGCUCCCAAGCGUUCUCCUCAAACGCACGUUUAAGGCAACACCAAAAAUACCACAACCGGGAGAAGAAUCAUCCUUGCCCGAAAUGUAGCUAUUCGUUCUACACUAACCAUGAUCUGAAAAAGCACCUGAAACGGCAUUUAAAGUAAACCUUUCACUAUUAAACAUACAAAUUGAUUUCAACUGAGAAAACAAAACAUACCAAUUUCAUUACUGAAUAAAUUUGUGUAGUUUUUAGUACAACGGU
This is a messenger RNA of Armigeres subalbatus, 1526 nucleotides long. Its product is annotated as zinc finger protein interacting with ribonucleoprotein K-like. The transcript has 4 exons. The coding region runs from base 490 to 1428 and encodes 312 amino acids. Gene Ontology annotation, cellular component: nucleus. The record is from RefSeq and is a predicted model, not a curated record. NCBI's taxonomy places the organism in Eukaryota, Metazoa, Arthropoda, Insecta, Diptera, Culicidae. Gene Ontology annotation, molecular function: zinc ion binding.